GAGAGGCAUUGCUUUGACAUCCUUAUUCAUAGAUCAGCUGUGAUGGCCCAUGCAGGAAAAGUCAUGUCCAGUGGUAGAAAAUAGCCUCAACUUCCUUACUCAAAAGGGGUUUAGCAGCAAAAUCCUUUCAGAUAAACGGGUAGUUGGAGAAGGUGCGGAACCAGGGCAAUUUCUAAUGCAUCUCCAUUUUUCUCAUUUGAGAAGGCACUCGACAAUGUUGACUGAGACAUUGAAGGAUGUGGAAACACUCUUCUGAAGUCUGAGGAUCCAUCGUAGCUUUUUUAUGGUGACUGGACUACCCAGGCAGAACAAGUGCUUCUUUUCUGCUUCUGUGGUGAAAGUGGAGGGUCUCAGUCAUCAUUCCAGCUGAACAUUGAUAAAAUAAUGUCAUUUCAAGGCUUGAGGACUCUUUCGAUAAGCUACUGAGUGUUUAUAGGAUCUUUUAACAAUCAGAGACAGUGGUUAACAAUCCCAUAUGAAAACUAAGUAGCAUUUACAUAUGUGGUUGUGCUAAGUUUUGAAAUGUUUUUUUUUCCUUUGAAAUCAACUUUGAUGUUUGUACAUUGAUCUGUGCCACUAAACUCUAAUUUUGAACUUACACAUUUGCUCAUAUAUCACAUUUGAG
This is a messenger RNA of Ilex paraguariensis (yerba mate), 625 nucleotides long. NCBI's taxonomy places the organism in Eukaryota, Viridiplantae, Streptophyta, Magnoliopsida, Aquifoliales, Aquifoliaceae. The record is from the annotation of a GenBank genome assembly.